Podarcis muralis (Common wall lizard) is the source of this 4359-nucleotide messenger RNA. NCBI's taxonomy places the organism in Eukaryota, Metazoa, Chordata, Lepidosauria, Squamata, Lacertidae. The record is from RefSeq and is a predicted model, not a curated record.
AUCUCCGUCGCUAUGUGGAAAAAACAUUCUGUCUUUUGCCUUUUGGUUUUGGCUGUUGCUACAAACUGUGUAGUGUAUGGACAAAACAGAAGAAGGGGACAGAAGCCAAGUUCUCUAACAGGAAAAGCGAACCUUCAGGCUUCCGUCUGCUUCAUCGAUAUCAUCUUCAUCCUGGACAGUUCCGAAAGCGCAAAAGAUGUCCUGUUUGAUAAGCAGAAGGAGUUCGUCACCACCUUAAGCGACAAGGUUUUCCUCAUGAAGCCCACCAGAGUCCGCAGGUACGACUUCAGACUGGCAAUCAUGCAGUUCAGCAGUUCGGUCAAAAUCGACCAUCCUUUUACCGAAUGGAGAAACUUGCAGACCUUUAAGCAGGAAGUCGCUGGGAUGACCUUUAUCGGGCACGGCACGUAUUCCUAUUAUGCUAUUUCCAACGCUACCCAGUUGUUCAAAACAGAAGGCCGUAAAAUAGGUGUCAAAGUGGCUUUGUUGAUGACGGAUGGGAUCGACCACCCAAAGUCUCCUGAUGUGCAGGGCAUAUCUGAAGCAGCCCGGGCCCUUGGAAUAUCGUUCAUCACCAUUGGCCUUUCUAAGGUUGCCAAUCAAGCCAAACUGCGUUCGAUAUCUGGUGAUUCACCCGGGAAGCCUGUGCUCAUCCUCAACGAUCCCAACCUGUCAGACAAAAUACGGGACCAAUUGGCAACUCUGUUUGAUGAGCGGUGUGAGCAAAAGAGCUGUGAAUGCGAGAAGGGAGACCGAGGACCUCCAGGACCACCUGGUGGUCAUGGUGGCAGAGGAGAUAAAGGUGAUCGAGGAACUAAAGGAGAAAAGGGUGAGGCUGAGAAAGGAGAGCCUGGAGAAAAAGGUGCAGAGGGAGGUGCUGGUUAUAAGGGAGACAAGGGUGAGAGAGGAGAAUGCGGAACACCAGGACUAAAGGGAGACAGAGGGCUAGAAGGCCCUUUUGGCCCAAAGGGACCGAGAGGACCUCAGGGAAUCAGUGGCCCUCCAGGUGAGCCUGGUCCAAAAGGCAUUCAAGGAAAUAAGGGGGAGCCAGGCCCAGCUGGUCCUUAUGGCCCUGCUGGAGCCCAGGGAAUUGGAUAUCCAGGACCUAAGGGUGACAGAGGUCAGGAAGGAAGAAUCGGGCUUCCAGGACCUAUUGGGAUUGGUGAGCCAGGCUUAACAGGUCCACGUGGUCCUGAGGGCGUGCAAGGCGAAAGGGGACCACCAGGAGAAGGAGUUCCAGGACAGAAGGGUGACAAAGGUUCUGAAGGGCCAGCAGGACCUGUUGGAGCACCAGGGCCCUCCAUCAAAGGAGAUAAGGGUGAACGAGGGAUGGAUGGACCACAGGGCAUAAUGGGACCACCUGGAAGUGGCAUCCAAGGAAAGCAGGGCAUUCAAGGUCCCAAAGGUGUGCCUGGGGUGAAAGGGUCACGAGGCAUCGGUCUGCCUGGACCAAAGGGACAAGAGGGUGCAUCUGGACCAAAAGGAGAAGUUGGACCAACAGGAAUUGGACAGCCUGGACCUAAAGGAGAACCAGGAAGAGCAGGAUUUCCAGGAGAAAGUGGGAAGCCAGGUCUAUCAGGAGCAUCUGGGAAAAAGGGGGAACAAGGAUUACCUGGCCCAAGAGGCCCAGAGGGAAUUCCUGGAAAGGGCGAGGUGGGUCCAAAGGGUGAAGAGGGACAAAGAGGAGCAAAAGGAAAUGAUGGUCAAAGAGGUUUGCCAGGUGAACCGGGACCAAAGGGUGAAUCUGGUAUCAAAGGUUCAGUUGGUAGCCCUGGACCUUCCAUUCGUGGGCUUCCUGGCCCCAAGGGGGAGCAAGGAUAUGCAGGACCUCCUGGGAGCGAUGGAAACCCUGGAAAUUCAAUCAUGGGACCUCAGGGUUCUCCAGGCUUACCGGGGCCACCUGGACUUCCUGGAGCAAAGGGGGAUGGCUUUCCAGGUGCACCAGGCCCUCAGGGAAUGCCUGGCCUUCAGGGACCAAGAGGUCUUAAAGGAGCAGGGGACCCUGGCCAAAAGGGAGAACCAGGAGCAAGAGGACCCCCGGGGCCUCCUGGUCAAAGAGGAAUAGGAAUACCUGGGCCCAAGGGUGUUAUUGGACAAAAAGGUCUGCCAGGGCCACAGGGUCCUCCUGGAGAUAGUAUACAAGGAAUUAAGGGAGAUCGGGGUGUUCAAGGCUUACCAGGACAAAAAGGCUCCGUGGGGGUUGGACUACCUGGGUCUAAGGGAGAUUCUGGAGAGAAAGGAGACCAGGGAAAGAGAGGUAACAAAGGAGAGAUUGGAGAACCUGGACCUGCAGGACCAAGGGGAUUUUCAGGACUCAAAGGUGAACCUGGUCUUACUAAAGAAGACGUAAUCAAACUCAUAAUGGAGAUAUGUGGCUGCGGUGUUAAGUGCAAAGAAAACCCUCUGGAGCUCGUGUUUGUGAUUGACAGUUCGGAAAGCGUCGGGCCCGAGAACUUUGACCGGAUCAAACGGUUUGUGAAAACGGUGAUUGACGCCGUCACCGUCAACCAAGCUACGGCUCGCGUCGGCAUCAUCAACUUCAGCCACAAAGUCGAGCUGGUGUCCACUUUGCAGCAGUUCCCCAACAAGGACAGCUUGAAAAGUGCCGUUGAUGCCAUGCAGUACCUGGGGGAAGGCACGUUCACCGCCACAGCUCUCAGCAACGCCAUCGAUGUGUUCCAGGCUGCGCGGCCAGGGGUGAGAAAGGUGGCUAUUGUGAUAACGGACGGGCAAGCAGAUCGCCGCGAUCAGAAUUCGCUGGAGGUGGUUGUGAAGAACGCCCACGCUCUCAACAUUGAAAUCUUUGUCAUUGGGGUGGUUCAGAAGAGCGAUCCCAAUUUUGAAAGUUUCCGGAAAGAUCUGGACCUCAUCGCUUCAGACCCGGACCCAGAGCACGUCUACCAGAUAGAUGAUUUCAUGACCCUGCAAGCUCUUGAGAACAAGAUCUUCAAACAAAUUUGUGAGAACGAUUUCAGUUCCUACAUCACCAAAGUGCUCAGCUCAGCCCUUUCUCCAGGACUUGAGACAAGAACACAGCACACUGGUCAGUUUUCUGUAGUUGAGACACAUGAGCCUUACGUCCCUCCACAUCAGCCGGAAGUUACUGAUUUUCUAUUGCCAGGGGUUCCAAGUGAGAAAGGAGUGUCACAUUCUGAAUGGGACCGCUAUGUUACUACAGCUCCUCCUAAGCAACUUCCUGAUAGUCACAGACGACCAGCCGCCCCUUCUGUUCACGAGACACAAGAGUUUUUCGAAUUCAGAACUCCCAAGCCAGAUAUAACUCGCAUAUCUAAUGUAACUAGAGGUGUGCAACCUCUGCCAGCUGUUCUGCAGCCUCAUACGAAAGAUGACAGAUGUUUCGAACCAAUGAAAACCGGAGACUGCCGAGACUAUACAAUGAUGUGGUAUUAUGCCAAGGAUGUAAAUUCUUGUGCUCGCUUUUGGUAUGGAGGCUGUGACGGUAACCAAAAUAGGUUUGAGACAGAACAGGACUGCCGGGAAACCUGCGUUCGUGACUGAGCAGAGAGAACUCGAGCUUUGAGAAGAAAACAAAGCGAACUAUUCGUGGAGUUUGUAUAAGAAUACUAGAGAGUUCCAAAUGCUGUGUUAAUGCAAGUACUAGUUUUGUACCACGCCUGCUGCUUUUUACAAUGCAUUCAAUGGAUUUUAUAGAACGUAUUAUCUUCGUAAUUGAUAGCUUCACUCGCCAAAAAGCAUCUUAAUACUUCCGUGUUUGUGUUUUAGCUCUAGUACUGCCCAUGGCAGCGUUUCAGGAACUUUUAACAAGAAAGAUACCAAGGAUUUUAAUGUUUAGCUUUAGUAGAGUAUGACCUUUUGUUAUUUGGAAAUGAAGAGCAGAACAAUGGAGGAUACCUGAAACUGGUAAAAUCUGUCAAAGCAACAAGUGGAAAAAAGUGCCUUUGAAUGGGAACUUCUACAUUUAGCAGCCAAGGAUCAUCAAAAGACGUGGCAUUUGCUUUCUUUCCCUUUAGAUGUCUACAGUAGCCAAGAUCCCGUUGUAGUGGUGGGCAGCUCAACACACAGAACUGGUGGCCCUCCAUAUGUAUCCUCAUCACAAGAGCCACCAAGUUACUCCAGUUAAGCUCAGAUGAGUAACAAAAAUGGCUUAUGGCCAGAUCAGGGCUGAUAAUUUUGGGAUUUUUGUUAAAGCUAAGUCCACACAUUUUUAUUUCUCAGGGCUCUUGUACAAAUGAGUGCAGUAAAGAGUAGAAUCAAUUUAUAGGGGAAUUUUAACAGAAAAAAGCACUGAAAGAUGUACAUAAGUGUAUUUUUUUUGGACCUUACCACUACGCAAAAGUACUGUACAAGCUAAAUGGGUAAUGAUUAAACUGAUUAUAU